AUGACUUGGAGUAUGGUUUUACCAGGUUUUGAUAUCAUCAAUGGUGUAACAAUUGACUACAUGCAUUGUGUUUUGCUGGGCAUCACUAAAAUGUUGUUAACUUUGUGGACAGAAAAGUCAUAUUCCAGUAAUCCAUGGUAUCUUGGGUCAGAAAAUGUCAAGAAAUUGGAACAAAGAUACUUAGUUAUUAAGCCCCCAAAUGUCAUAACACGUACACCCAGAAGUCUGUUAAAGAAUCUUGCACAUUUUAAAGCAUCAGAACUGCGUUCUUUUCUUUUGUACUAUGCCCUUCCCUGUCUCUGGGGACUUCUAGAGGAAGUUUAUUUUCAGCACCUCGUGCUUCUGGUAGAUGCAAUCUAUUUACUCCUACAAGACUCCAUUUCACCAAAUGAUGUAGAGAGUAGCUCAUCAAUGCUGUUACACUUCUGCACAAGGAUGGAGGCCCUGUAUGGUAGAAGGUAUGAGACAUACAAUGUGCACAUGCUGCUUCAUCUCCCAGAUUGUGUGAGGCAUCUUGGUCCACUAUGGGGCACAUCAUGCUUCUGGUUUGAGGGCUAUAAUGGGGAUUUGACAAAACUGUUUCAUGGUACACAGAAUGUUGACAUUCAAAUUACCCAUGCAGUUUGCAUUCAUCAGAAGAUACCCGAGCUAACCCCUCUGCUUCCUGCAGGAUCAGCAGCAAAGAGCUUCUACAAACAUCUUGUGGAAGGCCGUCCACUGCCCACUUGUAGAGAGGAAAUUGCAGAGAAGGUGUAUGCGAUAGGUAGCCUUCAAAGGCUUGAUUUAGAUCAACAAACCAGUGUAGUUGUUAAACUUCACAUAAAUUCAAGCGGCUCUGGAAACAUGGAACAAUGUUUCAGUGUAGUCAGUAUCAUGCAACUACAAAGAGAAAUAGCUAUACAGUUCAAUUUACCAAGAAUGGUACUUUAA
Messenger RNA from Pocillopora meandrina, 930 nucleotides. Lineage: Eukaryota; Metazoa; Cnidaria; Anthozoa; Scleractinia; Pocilloporidae. The record is from the annotation of a GenBank genome assembly.